CAGAAGUUUACAUUAAAUAUCAGGACAGAGCAACAGUCCAGUCGUAUCCGACAUUCCUCUGAUCCGUCUUUCUCCUCAUGGAGCGGGGACGGCGGAGUCGCUGUUCAGUCCUUCUCAUCCAUAUGUGGGGUCACACAUGGAGCAUUAUCUGCGCUCGGUUCAUGGCAGCCCCACGCUCUCCAUGAUCUCAGCUGCUCGAGGACUCAGUCCAGCGGACGUGACCCAAGAACACCUGAAGGACCGGGCUCUGUUCAGUUUACCUCCGUUACCCCUGGGAGUAAUCCCUGCAGACUACCACCAGCUGAUGGCCAGCAGCCAGAGGAGCCCAUGUGGCGACCUGCUGAUGCAGAACGGUGCAGCGGCCCAUCUCCCAGAAUACAUCAGCCCUCUGGAUGCUUCCCGUUUUUCCAGCCCCAGGCUGACACCUCGACUGAAUCGGAAGAGAGUUCUGUCCAUCUCGCCGCUGUCCGACGGCAGCAUCGACCUGCAGACCAUGAUCCGAACCUCUCCCAGCUCUCUGGUGGCUUACAUCAACAACUCCCGGUCCAGUUCAGCUGCCAGCAGCUCUUACGGACACCUGUCUGUGGGCGGGAUCAGUCCCACCUUCAGCAUCCCCCAUCCCAUCAACCCCAUGCCGUAUCAGCAUCUCUUGUCCCACCAAAGAGGUCUGAACGCCUUUGGACACGCGAUGCCCCUGAUCCAAACAUCGUCCUAUCCUCCACGCCACCACCCUCAUGCGGCCUCCAGCAUGUCCUGCAGUAACCUGAACUCAGAGGCUGACCAGAACUCCAGUGGAGAUUCUUCCGUCAGCAGCACCAAUAACCCUCAGAGUACCAAGAGGUCAAAGGUUAAGACUGAAGCCAUCUCACCCUCCGUCCAGGAGUGCAGGUGCAGCGUCUUGGAUGUGAGCGAGGAUCUAGACAAAGAUGACUGCAAGCAGGAGCUAGACGCCAUUUAUGAGACGCACUGUCACUGGGAGGGCUGUUCCAAGGAGCAUGACAGCCAGGACCAGCUGGUUCAUCACAUCAACAAUUACCACAUCCACGGGGAGAAGAAGGAGUUUGUGUGUCGCUGGGAGGACUGCUCCCGGGACCAGAAGCCCUUCAAAGCCCAGUACAUGCUGGUGGUCCACAUGAGGAGGCACACGGGGGAGAAGCCGCACAAAUGCACAUUUGAAGGAUGCUCCAAAGCGUACUCGCGGCUGGAGAACCUGAAGACUCACCUGAGGUCUCACACAGGAGAGAAGCCUUAUGUGUGUGAGCAUGAAGGCUGCAACAAGGCCUUCUCCAACGCCUCAGACAGAGCCAAGCACCAGAACCGGACCCACUCCAACCAGCCAGGCUUACCUGGAGCGGGGUCUACCUGGAGCGAGGUCUACCUGGAGCCGGUUCUACCUGGAGCGGGGUUUACGUGGAAUGAGGUCUACCUGGAGCGAGGUCUACCUGGAGCGGGGUCUACCUGGAGCAGGGUUUACCUGGAGCCGGUUCUACCUAAAAAACCGUACGUCUGUAAAGUCCCAGGCUGCACGAAGUGCUACACUGACCCCAGUUCUCUAAGGAAACACGUGAAAACGGUUCACGGACCCGAAGCCCACGUUACCAAGAAGCAGCGCAGCGAUGCCCCUCCCAGAGGGAACGGGGGGGCUGAGCUGCACUCCAGGAAUGGACCUCGAGGCUCGGAUGGCCAGACAGACACCAGGAACACAUCCGGACUGGAGGAGUGUCUCCGGGCCGGAAGCAUCAAGGCAGAGGACUCGGUGAUGUCUCAGCCUGGUUCUGGUGGACUCUCCUCCUGCAGCAGUGAGCCCUCCCCUCUCAGGAGAACCAACAACAACACUAGUGGGGUAGAGAUCGCCAUCCACAGUGGGGGCAGCUUUGGGGACCCCAGCAGCCAGGAGGGGGUCCCUUUGGUUGACUCCACUGUUCCUUCAAGAGCCCAGCAGGUUGGGGGGGGAGAUCUGAGCCGAGCUGUCUCCAUCAAGCUGGAGAAUAUCAAGAAAGAAAGACUCCAGACAGUGAGUGAGGUGUGUGUUCGUGUUCCUGGAGCCCAGGGCCCCCCCCAGAGCCAAUGCAGCAGCACAAGGCUGCCCCCCAUCCCUGCAGCAGGCUCCCUGCUGGACGCUUCCACCAUGCUGAGCAGUUUGGACUCGGGGCGGCCGGUGGUUGACCUGGCGCCACGUGAAGUCCCGCUUCUUAACCAGCUGAUUGAGCGGCGCAGCAGCACCACCAGCACCAUCAGUUCCUCUUACACCAUGAGCCGGUGCUCCUCUGACUCCAGCCGCCGCUGCAGCCAUCAGUCCACCAUCAGUCCAGCAGAAUCCUACGACCCAAUCUCCACAGAUCUGUCUCGCCGUUCCAGUGAGGCCAGCCAUUCCGGGGGGGUGGGCCUCCCAGGACUUCUGAGUCUGACCCCGGCUCAGCAUUAUCAACUCAAGGCAAAGUAUGCAGCUGCCACUGGUGGAGCUCCGCCCACCCCUCUUCCCAACGUGGAUCAAAUGAGGCUGAGAACGUGGAGGAAGGUCUACAGGGACCCUCCGGAAGUCUUUGCUCUCUCCAGAAACGUGCCGAGGCGCCGCAGUGAUACCGGCUAUGGCACUGAGACCAUGAUGCCCCAUGAGGUGCCCAACCAUUUCCCUCGCCGUGCUAGUGACCCGGAGAAUCGCCCCAACCUGGAACAUUUGUCAUGGAGAAGAAUUCAACACUACAACAGCUUGAACCCCAUUAUUUGUCUAUCAGUGUCUGAGCGUCAUCACAUGCUUGGAUGCACUCACUCUGAUGGAAGCCUUCAAUACUACCCGCUUGACCCUCAACCCCCCAGCAUUUCUGAGCAUGUGGACAACAUGGCAGCUGGGGAUGGAGCUAGUGGAGGUGAUGACUUGGUGCUUCCUGAUGACAUGGUUCAGUAUCUUCAAUCUCAGAAUUCUAAGAUUGACUGUGACCCCUGCAGCCAAACUCAGGGUGACCGGGCAUGUUCGGUCCCAUCCUUCAAUGCACAGAGGAGAACGGCCACGCUGGGUUCUGGGAUAAGUCAGUCUAAUCAGGACUUGCAGAUGGAAAUUAAGUCCUCACAGCAGCCGUUCUCAGCCUCAUCCAGCAUCACAAACAAGAACAUGCCGGUUCAGUGGCAUGAGGUCAGCUCAGGGACAAUGGACACCCCAACAAGGCUAUCCAGGCAGCAUCAUCUUUGCAGGGGGAACCUGGCUGUUGCUAAACAAAGACACAACUUCGAGGUCCUUCAGGGUCAACAUUUGGACCAGGACAGCAACCAAAGGCUGAUGAGAGUCUUCUCUAAACACCAUCAGCAGCCCAGACAAUGCAACCUGAGAAAUGUUAGAGGCCAGGAACCCAAGUCAGUAUCUGGAAGUACCAACAUGCAACCUUUCCAACCCAACCUCUCCCUGCAGAAGAACAGUAGAGGAAUGCUUCAACCAGAACCGCCCUCAGAACCCAAGCCUGCCACCAGACAAAGAUGCUGCUUCAGCUCGACACAACCGAGACGGAUUUCCAGAUCAUCUGAAACAACCUUGGGUCAAAACGUGGACAGCUCUGAGGCCACCCCAAAGAGACCCAACAAGUCCACAAGUCACAACAGCCAAUCAGAAAACCUGAUCCGAGCCGUCUUCUGCACAGGUCAGACUCCCUCUGUCGGCCUCAAGGCCUCUCUGUCUACUGGGGGGCCGGACAACCACAUCACAGCCUCACCAGGAGUCAACCAGGUCUCCAGCAGCACGGCAGGCUCCUCCACAUGUGAAGGAUGGGAGUCAGAGCAUGCCAUGCUGGACUAUGGGGACCACUCCAGCAUUAUGUCCGGUAGUUUAAGUCCUAGACUUUUACAGAGCCUCUCCCAGACUUCCUCACGCCUCACCACACCUCGCAACUCUGUGAGUCUGGCAUCAGUGCCGGCAGGGAUCAGCAACAUGGCCAUCGGGGACAUGAACUCCAUGCUCACAGCCUUGGCAGAAGAAAGCAAGCUCUUCAACAUGACCAGCUGAGAACAGCAACAAUCCGGUUAUUUUGAAAGCCAUACUUUGUCACUACAGAAUAGUCGUUAUAAGUCUGGGUGUUGAAAACAUCCUAAGGAUAUCAGAGAACAUUUAAGUAAAGCUGAGGACAUCCUGAGAACAUGAAAAACCGUUAAGGAUACCCAAAGACUUCUGCGAUAAUCUGAGGACGUUUAGGAAUGUCUGUGGAAACAUGAAGACAUCAAGAACACAGUUACCAGGAAAUUCUGGUGUUCGUUCAUGUUUAUUUUCUAGUAUAGUGUAUGUGGUCUGAUGUUCAGUCUGUAAUCCUGGUGACGUAAAGAAACAGACAAACUUCAACAACCUUCUGUUCAAAGAACGUUUUGUGAAUUUAUUAUUCAUUUGUUUCAACCAUGAUGGUACUUCUGUAAGAGUACAGUAAAGUUUGUGAGACAAA
Oryzias melastigma (Indian medaka) is the source of this 4418-nucleotide messenger RNA. Its product is annotated as zinc finger protein GLI2. The coding region runs from base 137 to 3991 and encodes 1284 amino acids. Gene Ontology annotation, molecular function: RNA polymerase II cis-regulatory region sequence-specific DNA binding; DNA-binding transcription factor activity, RNA polymerase II-specific. Gene Ontology annotation, cellular component: nucleus. NCBI's taxonomy places the organism in Eukaryota, Metazoa, Chordata, Actinopteri, Beloniformes, Adrianichthyidae. The transcript has 13 exons. The record is from RefSeq and is a predicted model, not a curated record. Gene Ontology annotation, biological process: regulation of transcription by RNA polymerase II; smoothened signaling pathway.